This is a messenger RNA of Psylliodes chrysocephalus, 1851 nucleotides long. The record is from the annotation of a GenBank genome assembly. Lineage: Eukaryota; Metazoa; Arthropoda; Insecta; Coleoptera; Chrysomelidae.
AUGAAAUGCUUUAUCUGUAAUAUCACUAAUAGCAAGGAGAAAGUAUUAUCGUUUAAUGCUGAUACAUUUCAAAGAUGUUUAUUUAUUGAAAUAAGAAAAAAGAAUCAUUUCAAGUACGGUGAUUUAAUAUUAAUACCUGAACUUCAAAAAUCUGCCGGUUAUUAUUUGAAAUGUUACCGUAAUCUGGUUGCUGUAAAAAAAUCUAUGGUUGACGAAUUUAAUAAAUCUUCACAAAGAGUUAAUACAAAUAUUGAAAAAUUUACUAACAAUAUUUUAUUGAUCAUGACAAUUUUUAGCCGGAACAAAAUACAUCAUCUACUACAUUGGAAUCUGAGACAGAACAGAAUAAUAAUUCAACUGAUGUUUGCAUUUUUGUUCAUCACAAACAAGCUAUUAAAUAACAUUAAACUUUUUGCAAAUGGUUUGGAUGACUUUGAAUUAUUGGAGAAACUCAACAAUCGCAGAGUACUUGUCUAUCAUGCAAUUUGUAGAAUACGAUACCAAAAACAAUACGAAAAAACGUUAGAUGUUUUAACAGAAGAAACAAACUGGCAUAAAGUUAGAGAAAUACAUAUAGACGCACUAGAAGCAAUUUUGCAAUUUAUUGAAAAGGAAAUUAUCAACGAGGAAAAAGUAUUUUAUUUUUCUGACAUAUUUAAAUUUUACAAAGCAAUAUUUAUUGAAAUAGCAGACAAACAUUCCAAUGAUAUUAAAUUUGACACACAUAAAUCUAGUUAUUUAGAAGAGAAAAUUUUAAAGUCUUACGGAGAUAAGAUUAUUAUUGAAGCUUUGCCAGUAAACAUAAGAAACAAAGUAAUUUAUAAGCGUAAUAUUGACAUAUGUAAUUUAAUCCACUCAUCAGCAGUAAAAAAUAAUUCAGAAAAAUAUCGAUUGCGUGAUACAGCAUACGAAUUGCGUAAUAGUAUCAAAUCUUUGCCUAGCAAAAAACGUCCAAAUACAUUAACUACAGAUGACAUAUUUUCAGGAGAAUGUGAUAUACCUGAAGUAUUAUAUGAUUUUAUAAGUGCACUUGUUGAAGGACCCGACGUAAGAAGACAAAAGACUAAUGAUGACGAUGUGAGAAUAAAAUCACUAUGUGAAGAUAUUAUCUUUAUUGUGACAAAAGGCAGGAUAAAGCCACCAAAACAACUCAAGCUGGGCUUAACAAUUAAAUCAUUAACAAACAGCCGAAAAAUAUUAACUAUUUUAAAUAAACUUGGACACACUAUAGCAUAUACAACUGCAGAAGAAUUAGAAACAGAAUUAACUUUUACAUCGCAUGAAACAAGUACGUUGAUACCUUCAAAUAUACAAUGUUGUAAUAAUCUCAGUACAAAUGUUGCUUUCGAUAACUAUGAUCGUUAUGUGGAUACUUUGAAUGGUAAAGGUACUCUUCAUGACACAGUAGGAAUUAUUUAUCAAUUUAAAUCAAGUGAUUCUCUAGAAUCUACUGUAUCCGAUUCUGAUGGAGGGCGUCAAAUAAGUACAGAAGAAAUACCAAAGAAGCGACGAAAAUUCAAAGGAGUUCCUAGAGAAGUCCAACCCUAUUAUAAAAAAUUUAUCAAGAAAACAUCAUUGAUAUCUCUUAAUGAUAUUCAAAAAGUUUCCCAAGAUUGUUUACCAUUUAUACUGAAUGCUAAUUUAAGAGACUUAAUAUGGACAAUUUCUUUGAAUUAUGUACCUGAUACGCCUAUGUGGGUCGGCUUUAAUUCAACUGGAAGAGCAACCAAAAUAGAAAUUUGUGAUUUUCUCUUAAAUGCAAGUACUGUAGGUGAAAAAGAGAAAAUAAAAUUUAUUAAAGACUGCAACACAGAUGAAAAAUGCUUUGGGCAUAUUGAAUUUUGCAUCUGA